Molecule: messenger RNA, 408 nt
Organism: Dinoponera quadriceps
Lineage: Eukaryota; Metazoa; Arthropoda; Insecta; Hymenoptera; Formicidae
Exons: 1
Coding region: 1-408 (135 amino acids)
Source: RefSeq, a predicted model, not a curated record
AUGGAUAAAUUUGAAUAUCGUGCGGUCAUAAAAUUUUUCGUUUUGGAUGGGUUAACCCCUAAGGAAAUUCAUUCGAAGUUAACAAAAGUUUACGGGAACUCUGCUCCUUCAAUUUCAACCGUUAAAAAGUGGGCAGCUGAAUUUAAAUAUGGUCGCACGUCGCUCGAAGAUAACCCACGUGAAGGACGGCCAAAAACUGCAACCACACCGGAAACUAUCGAAAAGGUGCACAAUAUCGUGUUGGAUGAUAGGCGAGUAAAGUUGUGUGAGAUAGCUGAGGCCGUGGGUAUAUCGGAAGAAAGGGUGCGAAACAUCUUGCACAAAGAAUUAGGUAUGCGAAAGCUCUGCGCAAGAUGGGUGCCGCAUUUGCUGAAUGCGGAUCAAAAGCAUAUGCGCAAACGACAUUAG